GAGAUCUUUGACGAAAGCUACAAGACAAGAACGAUAGAGCAAAUACUCUAUUUGAGNCCCUAACAGAAGAUUAAAAUGUUGUCAACCUUCUAUUUACUUGUUACUGUGGCUCAAAUUAUAUCGGGUUCUGCAGACAAUGCUAAAAUCGCUCACGGUAAGCAAGAUGAUGUCUUUCUGACCAGCACUGGUGAUGUGGACGAGUAUGGUGAUGAGAUAUACGACAGACAAUAUAACAUUGAUAUGAUGAAACCAAAGAAAUAUUGUCUUUCUUCUUGUUCCAAUAAUUAUGAAAGUAGAGAAAUUGGAAAAAGAGGAUUUGGUGAAAAAAGAGGCUUUGGCGAAAAAAGAAGAUCCUUGGAAAAACAGCGCAUUUACAAGGCUUUCCACCCUGUAACAGGAAAGCCGCAUUUGAAUUCUGUUGUGGAAAACUCUGAAGUGGUCGUAGUUCAUCCUCAGCACGAUAUAUUUCCACUUCCUGAUCGAAGUCUGAAACAUGAUUUUUUUGUCCACUACUGGUUUCCUCAUUUCCUGUCCAAGCUAGCAGAUGAUUCUCUAGCUAGACAUAUCAAAAAACGUGGGUUUGGAGACAAAAAGUAAGACCAGAAAUGACAUAGCCAGCAUCUUCCUUUCAAAGUUAUAGACCAUGAGUGUAAACUUCCAAUAAAUCAUUUAUCUCAAAAAUAAAAAAAAGUAUUUUGACGGUCAUUGAUUUGUACCCGAAAAUUUGUAGAGUAAAAUACGAUAAUAAAAUACAG
Limulus polyphemus (Atlantic horseshoe crab) is the source of this 755-nucleotide messenger RNA. RefSeq lists its product as uncharacterized. The record is from RefSeq and is a predicted model, not a curated record. Bases 76 to 597 code for a protein of 173 amino acids. The transcript has 2 exons. Lineage: Eukaryota; Metazoa; Arthropoda; Merostomata; Xiphosura; Limulidae.